CGACGAGCCAUUAGAUACAAUUGGUAUUCAGCCCAGGAUGCUCUUCAGACUGAUCAAGCAAGCGCCGUUGACGGAGAAGGUGGCCUCCCAGGAUGGUUUUAUCUAUCUGUACCGAGCUAUGAAGUUUAUUGGUUGGAUACCACCAAAGGAAGGUCUGUUACGCUAUGUGUAUUUCUGUUGGACCCUGAUGACUUUUGGAUUGUGCACCUUUUACAUGCCACUGGGUUUUCUUGGCAGCUAUAUAACGCAAAUUAAGUUGUUUUCGCCGGGCGAGUUUCUAACGUCGUUGCAGGUGUGCAUAAAUGCGUACGGCUGCUCGACGAAAGUAAUCAUCAUCUACUCGCAGCUUUGGCGCCUGAUUAAGGCCAGGGAAUUACUGGACAAGUUGGAUGUGCGCUGCACAAGUCUCGAGGAGCGCGAGAAGAUUCAUAGCGUUGUCGCGCGGUGUAAUCAUGUAUUUUUCAUCUUCACCAUUAUUUACUGCAGUUAUGGGGUCUCCACCUAUCUCAGCUCCGUACUCAGCGGUCAUCCUCCCUAUCAGCUGUAUAAUCCAUUCUUGGACUGGCAUGAUGGCACACUCAAUAUGUGGAUUGUCUCGACGCUGGAGUAUUUAAUAAUGGCGGGAGCUGUACUGAAACAGCAGUUGUCGGACACCUAUACGUUGGUAUAUGGACUCACCUUGCGCACUCAUCUAGAACUACUCAACGGACGUAUUAGCAAGCUGCGCACCAACCCAGAAAUGACCGAGGACGAGAACUACGAGGAACUGGUGAAUUGCGUCUUGGAUCACAAGCUGAUAUUGGAAUACAGCGCUCUUAUUCGACCUGUCAUAUCGGGCACAAUUUUCACACAGUUUCUGCUCAUUGGCGUUGUCCUUGGGAUAACCCUGAUCAAUUUGCUCUUCUUCUCUGACGUUUGGACUGGCCUCGCCUGUACCGUGUUUAUCGUCGCCAUUCUGCUGCAGACGUUCCCCUUCUGCUACAUCUGCAACCUGGUUGUCGAUGACUGCGAGGCCCUUGCACAUGCCAUCUUUCAGAGCAAUUGGGUAGGUUCCGGCUCGCGAUAUCAGUCCACACUAUUUUACUUUCUGCACAAUGUGCAGCAGCCCAUCGUUUUCAUCGCCGGCGGUAUCUUGCCCAUAACCGUGAGCAGCAACAUAAGCGUAGCUAAGUUGGCAUUUACGGUCAUCACCAUCGUUAAAGAAAUUAAUAUUGCGGAUAGAUUCAAAACUGAAUGAUUUCUGGAGUGCACUCCAAGCAAAU
Messenger RNA from Drosophila grimshawi, 1262 nucleotides. Its product is annotated as odorant receptor 42b. The record is from RefSeq and is a predicted model, not a curated record. Gene Ontology annotation, cellular component: plasma membrane. Bases 38 to 1237 code for a protein of 399 amino acids. Lineage: Eukaryota; Metazoa; Arthropoda; Insecta; Diptera; Drosophilidae. Gene Ontology annotation, molecular function: olfactory receptor activity; odorant binding. The transcript is spliced from 3 exons. Gene Ontology annotation, biological process: sensory perception of smell; detection of chemical stimulus involved in sensory perception of smell.